Vombatus ursinus (common wombat) is the source of this 2935-nucleotide messenger RNA. RefSeq names its product proline rich basic protein 1 (gene PROB1). The coding region runs from base 23 to 2935 and encodes 970 amino acids. Gene Ontology annotation, cellular component: nucleoplasm. The record is from RefSeq and is a predicted model, not a curated record. Lineage: Eukaryota; Metazoa; Chordata; Mammalia; Diprotodontia; Vombatidae. The transcript is spliced from 2 exons.
CCAGUCGCAGCCCGCCCGUACCAUGCUCUCCAUCCUUGUCCCGCCGGCCACGGGCGGCUUCCCCUCGGCCCUUGCGCUGCGCCAGGACUCCUCGGGCUCCUCUGGCUCUUACCACACCGCGCCAGGCUCGCCGGAGCCCCAGGGGCCGCGCCCCGUCCUGGACGGGGCGGACGAUGACGGGGGCAGUGGAGUUCCUGGGCGGGGGCAACCGGCAACGUUUGCGGGCCAGAACGCCAGGGUCCCUGGCGGGGGGGCGGGCCAAGCCAGGAGCGGGGGCUCGCAGCUUCGCCUGUCCAUCAGCGCCCAGAAUAGCCGCCAGGAGCCUGGAUCCGGUUUCCCCAAGAGGCCGGGACAGCGCCCGAGCCCUUUCCAGCUCCGCACCCUGCCGUCGGGGGAGAUGGAAGUGAUCUUUACAACCGGGCCCCUAGGUGGGACUCCCGUUCAGUCCCCCAGCGUCUCGGACGAGGCGGACAGCGAGGUGCAGCAGCUCACCGCGCUCAGCUUGCAUGAUUUGUCCCGCCCUCAAGGCCCUUACCUCGACGUGCAUAGCCCCAGCGCGCAGGCCUCCUCCAGCCCAUCCCCAGCUCUCUCUGACAGCAGCAACCAAGCAGACCGCUGGGCCACUUACCUGGACCUGCGUCAGGAGGCUGAAUCUUCUGCCUCAAGACUUCCAGAACCCCCCGCCACGUCCGGGAGAACCCAGUUCGAGUGCGUGGAGGUUGCACUUGAAGACCAGGCAUCCCCGACUACGCAGAGAACUGUCCCCAAGAGGCAGAUAGAGCUGAGGCUGAAGCCGAGCCCUCCGGAGCUGGAUUCAGCUGGGACUAAUGGGGUCCCCAGGCGCAAACUGUUUCAGCGAACCGGUUCGCUGGACGAGUCUCUGACACGCCUGCAGGCCGCCUCCAACCUCGUGCAAACAGCACUGGCCAGGAAGCUGCAGACCGAGCAGACACUGCGCCCAGAACAGUCAAGCCCAGGGGGCGGAGCUCAGCCCAUCCAGACCCCGCCAGGUCCACGGCUCCGUUCCGACUGCGAUACCCAGAAGCCGGCGGAUUGGCCCCUGGCUUGGCCUGAGGCCCGGGAGAGCGAGGCCCCAACUAGACGUACUAUACGAAGCCCUCGAAGAGACUCAAAGGAGCUCAAGCCCAGAGGGACCUCUCAAGCCGGACUUCCCCCAAGAGAUACGGCGAAGGAGGCACCCCUGCCCCCAGUCAAGCCUGCGGGAUUGCGGGCCCCAGACGGGGUAGUUUCUAUUAGAGUACCGAGGCCCUGGCCCAGUCUUCGAGAGCGAGCUAUUCGUCGGGACAAACCAGCCCCCGGGACAGAACCACUCGGUCCCGUGAGCUCCAGCAUCUUCUUGCUGUCGGGGGAGAAGUCCCAAGAAAUUUCUGAGUCUCGGUCCCGCAAAGAAUGGGGCCAGCAGCCGAAAUCUCUGCCUCCGAGGAGGACUCCAGAGGAUCGGGUGAUCCAGGAGACUGCCAGUCUGUCUUCCCAGGAGACUUGGGAUCCCACCGUUCAGGCGACGCCGAUUCUGGCUAUGCAGGAGGCUCCCAAUGAAGCGCUCCAGGAGGCAACAUCUACGCAGUCAACUCAGGAUCUAACUGUGAAGGGACCUCAGAUUUCACCUACGCUGGAGACUACAGUUCCAGAUACUUCGGAGCGCAGAGACGCCCCCGCUCUCUCCGGCAGAUCCCGAAUGACAAUUCCUCGACCUCGGGACGUACGGAAGCUAGUGAAGAACACCUACUCGCUGAGUUUCCCAGCUGCCGCCAGCUCCAGCCUGGGACUGCCUGAGCCUCCUUGCGCUCCCGGGGGCCCCAGCGAGGAGAGCGAGGCUCCGCCGGGACCCCCCGAACCCCCUGCGCCUGUUCACUACACUUCUACUUUCCAGAAGAACUUCCUGCCAGUAGUGACCCAUCCCUUUGAAGUCCCAGAGCCGCCGACCACUGGGGGAGUGGGAGUAAGUGACUCCGCUCCCCUUAGCCCCAGCGGGGCCCCUCAGGGCCACCAACCUCCCCAGCCUCAGCGCCAGUCAACGGGCCACGAAGAAGGAGAUCCGACCCCGCGGAGGAAAGCAGAGAACAAUACAGCCAAGCCUUUUGCUCGUAGCGAGAUCCGCCUGCCGGGAGCCCUGUGGUUGUCCAGGAAGCCAGGGGUCAGGGCGCAGCCUGAGUCCAGCACAGAGAUCAGCCGUGUUUCCUCAGGGUACAGUCCUCAGACCCAGCGCCUCCUUCCUGAAGGAGAGGUCCAGGCCAAUACCCUGGGACCUCCCCCUAUCCCCAAGGAACCAAGAGAGAGGCCAGAGGUGGAAACACACUGUCCACCUCAGUGGCCAGGGGCUGGGCAGACACCUAGCUCCUUGACAGGGCCCCCACAUCCAAAUCUCAGGGGCUCCCUCAACCUGGGGUCCCCACACUCUGACCAGGCCAGUUCCCUGGCCCUACAAGCCCAGAGCCUAGAGCCCGGAGCCAAACCCCAGCCAGGCCUGGCUGGGACCCAUCCCUCAGGGAACCAGAUUACAGCCAAACCUGCUUCCCUAUCCCAGCCCAGGGCAGCUUCCGCACCUCCUAUGACCCAGGUCCUUGACAGCCCUUUCCGGGGCCGGGGUAGGGGACUUCGGAACUCUGGAACCACUCCAUCAGGGAAGGUUCUGGUAGAUCCAGAGAGUGGUCGCUACUAUUAUGUGGAGACGCCCAAAUCUCCUAGGUUAAAGUUGCUCUUUGACCCAGAGAGUGGUCAGUACUUAGAAGUUCUUGUUCCCCCUUCCCCAGCAGGGGCACCCCUCUUGCCAAUCAGCACUAGUUGUACCCAGUGCCAGCAGGGGGUCCUCUGUUUUCUUCGUGGCCUGACUCCCCUUAACUGUAUCUGGGCUGAGAGCUCCUGGACCUGCUGCUCCUGUUGCAGACGUGAGGUCCUGCAGGAGGUCGGUUGUUGA